AUGUUCUGUGACAAAAAUUCUGCCCUGGAGUCCCCGAAUGAAUCCGGGGAGCGCCUUCUUGCUGAGGAGGAGGGCGCGCUGUGGACUAGGAACGAAGCAUCCUCCACAUUGCGUUACAAUGGAUUUGCAGCCGGUCUUCUGCAAACAACCGCACUCUUACUGUUCUUUCUGAUCGGUGCGUUGUUCGGUUUUCAAUGGCGGGGAGACAUGGAUUCACUUUGUGGCGCACACACUUCCCAGUACUCAACAUUCUCUAGAGAGAUUGGGACCAAAUACAAUGUCAAAGCAUUCAACGGCUCGCUCUUGAAGGAAAACACAUUCCGACUAAACGCAGGCCCAGAGGUUGACGCGGCGUGGGAGUCAUUGGGAAUCAAUUACCGAAGUGUCCGAAUACCAUCUGAAGAUGCUGAAAGGAGUGGACUUGCUGCCGACCAGGUGAAAAUCAGCACAAAAUAUGGAGGAGGAUUUCCAGCAAACGUAGAAGGUUUGCACCAUCUCCACUGUCUGAACCUGCUUCGACAGUCCCUCUUCUACAAUUAUGACUACUAUCAUGCGAAGGGCGAAGGCUCAUUCGUCAAUGAUGACUACAUUGUUCGCCACCAUGUCUCUCACUGCCUUGAUAUAAUUCGCCAACAGCUCAUGUGUACCGUAGAUACUGGAGUUCUGGGUCAAAUAUGGAUCUAUCCUGAUAGCCCAGAGCCAUAUGUUGACUUCAACACCCGACACCGUUGCAAAAACUUCGAGGAUGUUCGUGGGUGGGCAGAGAAAAACCAACUUCCUCUAGACCCUCCGUCAGAUUUCCUCCAGCCGCCUGUGGAGGGGGAUCGAAUUUACAACGAAAUGCCAUAA
This is a messenger RNA of Penicillium olsonii, 849 nucleotides long. NCBI's taxonomy places the organism in Eukaryota, Fungi, Ascomycota, Eurotiomycetes, Eurotiales, Aspergillaceae. The record is from the annotation of a GenBank genome assembly.